Messenger RNA from Ostrea edulis (European flat oyster), 4709 nucleotides. Its product is annotated as alcohol dehydrogenase [acceptor]-like. The transcript is spliced from 15 exons. Lineage: Eukaryota; Metazoa; Mollusca; Bivalvia; Ostreida; Ostreidae. Gene Ontology annotation, molecular function: oxidoreductase activity, acting on CH-OH group of donors; flavin adenine dinucleotide binding. The record is from RefSeq and is a predicted model, not a curated record. The coding region runs from base 2881 to 4692 and encodes 603 amino acids.
CAGGUUGCAUUGGCAGACUAGAUCGUUAUAACAAACACAUAGUGUCGGAAUUAAUGUGCCAAGAAUUGAAGACUUCAAAAUCGCACAUAUAUUGGAAAAAUAUUAAAACGACCGGAGUAAAAUUUUUAUAGGGUGAAAAUGACUGCACACCUCUUUUUUAAGGAAAGGUUAAAAACUAGAACGGCAUAGGUAAAUAACCCCUCUCUAUACAGACUGUUUAUCAUGUACCGAAGAGUGACGUCCUUUCCAAAUUAAUGGGUUAAGCAUAGUGCAGUCGAACCAUAAAGAGGGUGAAUACUUAAACUGUAGACACUUGCUGCUGAGAGUGGAGACUCACACGCAUAUUCGGUAAAUGAUCAUAUUUUGCAAACUCUAUUAGUUUACGAUCCUUAUAACAAAGUCUUUAACACGAAGAUAUAUUAAUUAUGAUAAUAACAAUGAUUAUUAUGAUAAUGAAAACAAUGAUAAUCAUAAUGAAAAUGAUAAUAAUAUUCAUGAUAAUAAUGCAGAACACGUUAAUGUGUAAAUAUUCUGCUAAUCACAAUGCUUUAUGACAUACUGCUUGCAUGGGUUCAAAAUAAAUAGGUCAACAUCGAUGCCGCAUGUAUGUUCCUCAAGGUAGAGUUCAUACGCUUCAACAUUGAUAUCUUUAUCAUUUUAAUCGAAAUUUGCAUUUGACUUAUUUGUAGUGGGAUUUGUAGGAGAAUGUGGUACUUAAGGCGGCCGUGAUCGUUUUAAUCCUUGCUGUAGCAGUGGUGUAUUUCACAAAUAACCAAAAAAAAAAAAAAAAAACCACGCAUGAACAUAUCUUAUUUAAUUCUUCCUAUGACUGUACAUCAUUCGUAAGUCAAAUAUUCAUCAUCUAAAGUGAUACUUUGAUUAUUUGAAAAUAGACGAGAAAACUACUUGAAUUAAUCAUUUUUAUAGGAUAUUUGUUACAUUGUCAUUUAUGUGUUUUCUAAAUAUCGAUUUCAACAGGAUUGUGCUUGGGAGGGCUAUACGCUCCAUACGUUUUCGUGUGUACGAAAAACAAAACAGUGUAUAUGUAAUUUAAUGAAAACAUCAAUAAUAUAAGGGUUAUUUUCUCCACUGAUUUACAGUCGGAGGAGGUUCAGCGGGAUGUGUUCUUGCCAACAGACUCUCGGAGAACCCGGAAUGCUCUGUACUUAUCCUAGAAGCCGGUGGUUCCAAACUUGAAAAUGACAAUAUAAGUGUCCCAUUAGCCACUGCUUAUGUACAGCUAUCAAAAGAAGACUGAAUGUUUAGAAGUGUACCUCAGAAAAAAGCAUGUUUGGCAAUACGUGACAAAGUAGAUUUCUGUAUGUGCAUCAUCACACGUAUUUCUGAAUAUCAAAUUUUGAUAUGAAUAUAUUGACGGCUAUGAUAUAUUGUCUGUCAGUUGAUUUACAGUGUACGUUCCAGUCAAGAAUUUUACAUAUAUUGUACCAAUGUGAGACGCUCAGUAUCGUACAAUUGAUGUUUUUUGUUAUCGUUACAACGUCUGUCACGACACGGGACCUCCGUUUCCAUGGUCAUAUUAGAAAGAUUUAUGAUAUUUGUUUUAAUUCUGGGCGCAUGACCGCAAUGCAAUGGAAUAGGCAAUAUUUUCUUUUUGCAUGUUGCACUUGACUUCCUGAAAAUCAAUUCCGGGACCGAACGUCCGGUACUGGGACCUAACGUGCGGUUCGGGGAUCUAGAGUCCGAUUCUGAGACCUAACGUCCGGUUCUGGGACUUUACGUCAUGUUGCAAAGCGAAUGUCCUUGCCAGUAGAUGACCGUUAUGUAAUAUAAUUUUUGUUUUUAAAACAAAUUAAAUUGGAACUACUGUUUGAAUAUGUACAUGAACAUUUAUUUUCUUUUUAUUUGAGCGAAGUGCCUGGCCACGUGGAAGAGUCCUUGGAGGAUCUAGUAAUCUGAACUACAUGCAAUAUGUUCGUGGUAGUCGGCAUGACUACGAUAGUUGGGCAAGAGAGGUGUGUUCAGGAUGGAGCUAUGGAGACGUUCUCCCAUAUUGCAUUAAAUCAGAAGAUAUUCAGAUCCCGGAGCUUCAAAAAUCAGGAGUACGAUAAUGUGUUCGACUAGUUGACACUAAAGCUUUUCAAGCAAUUGGUGCCUUACCACAGGAUCCUUUAGAGGCAUACACUUCCCAGUGUAAUGAUUUGCCUCAAGAUUCAGAUGACUACUGGUUUUGCAGACUAAGGCAUUACACUUUCACAGUCUAUCACCCCACAUCGACUUGUCGAAUGGGAUCCAACGAUGAUUGCACAGCGGUGGUUGAUCCUGAACUCAGAGUUAGAGGAAUCCAAAAUCUACGGGUUGUCGAUGCUUCCGUCAUGCGCAACAUUCCUUCCGGAAAUACAAACGCUCCAACCAUAACGAUUGCAGACAAAGCGGCAGAUAUGAUAAGAAACAUAGAUAUUGUAAAAUCAAUUCGAGAGAAAACUGGACAAUUAUGAUAAAUGAAGAUGAUGUUGUACUACAUGAUGAUACUGGACGUAAAGUGAAAGAUCAUGAAUAUGAUCAGUGAUAUUGCUGAAAAGAAAAAAGACUACUGCAUAGUGUAAUCAAUAUCGUGACACCUACUGAAGUAUACUUCGUCCUUCUUAACAAAGGAAAUAACAUCAUCCGACUAAAGUAUACAUCUACAAUUAACCGAUUUUAAAAGAGUUUUGAAUCUUUACAGAACGCUGGUGAUUGUUGACAGAACAUUGAAAAUUGACUUUGUUGAAUAUUGAUCCUGCGACUACUGAUAUCUGUUCUAUAUGAUUUAUGGAAACCUACGGAGGGUGGAUAUUCGAACUGCAGAAACAGGCUGAAAGUGGAGACACGAAUGCACAUUCGUGGAAUUUUUAGGAGAAUAUUGUACUGAAGGCGGCCGUGAUGGUUUUAAUCCUUGCUGUAGCAGUGGUGUAUUUCACGAAGAAGCGAAACGACACAGAUGAACAAAUCUCACUAAAUUCUUCCUAUGACUACAUCAUAAUGGGAGCAGGUUCAGCGGGGUGUGUUCUUGCGAACAGACUGUCUGGGAAUCCGAAAUCCUCAGUAUUUAUCGUAGAAGCCGGUGGUUCCGAACUUGAAAAUAUCAAUAUAAGUAUCCCAUUAUCCUGCUCCAAUGUACAGCUAUCAAAGGAAGACUGGAUGUUUAGAAGCGUACCUCAGAAGAAGGCGUGUUUAGCCAUGCGUGACAAGCGAUGUGCCUGGCCACGUGGAAGAGUUCUUGGAGGAACAAGUAACUUGAACUUCAUGCAAUAUGUUCGAGGCAGUCGUCAUGACUACGAUGCUUGGGCAAGAGAGGGGUGUACAGGAUGGAGCUUUAGAGACGUUCUCCCAUAUUUCAUUAAAUCAGAAAAUAUUCAGAUUCCAGAGCUUCAAAAGUCAGAAUAUCAUGGAAAAGGAGGCUAUUUGUCCUUCAGUGACGGGACUGCCACGCCCCUCAAUAAGAAUGUAUAUGCCCGAGCAAUGGAGGAACUCGGAUAUCCCAUCACAGAUUGCAACGGGAAAUCACAAAUAGGUUAUUGCCCUUCUCAGGAAACAGUAAAGAAUGGAGAGCGUUGUAGUACUGUUAAAGCCUUUCUAAGACCCGUCAUGGGACGCAAAAACCUUCACGUAUCCACGAAUUCACAUGUUACAAAGAUUCUGAUCAACGACAAGAAGGCAGUGGGUGUUACGUUUGUGAAAGAUAACAGGAAGCACGUGAUCAUUGCAAACAAAGAAGUCAUAGUCUCUGCGGGAGCAGUUAGCUCACCCCAGAUCCUGAUGCUUUCUGGAAUAGGACCAAAAGAUCAUCUAAAAUCAAAUGGGAUUCCAGUGAUUGCUGAUCUGCCUGUUGGAAAUAAUUUACAGGACCAUAUAAUGACAUUCAUAGAUUUCCAUGACAAUUCCUCAAGCGUGGCGAACAUAGCUAUGGCUUCGUCACCCUUAACCAUUGUAAAAUAUUUAGCAACGAAGUCAGGUAGCUUGAGCAAGUCUCAUCUGGAGGGCACGGCGUUUCUCACGGACGACGAAAAGCUUCCACCUCAUUUACAGUUUCACUUCUACAGCUUUACUUACGGUCCAGAACUCACUCAACAAUUUAUAGAUAAUCUUAAUAUUGAUUUAAAGUUACAAGAAGGCAAGGAAAAGGAAUUUCAAGAGAGGGUUGACAAGAAUAUAGAAGCAUUUAUCAUGCUACCGAUUCUUCUCCAUCCCAAGAAUAAAGGGACCAUACGCCUUCAGAGUGAUGAUCCUUUUGAUCCGCCACUCAUAGAUCCAAACUACCUUGAUCACCCAGACGACAUCAAGACGUUCUUGAGGGGAGUACGAGAAGGUCUUCGUCUAGGUAACACUAAAGCUUUUCAAUCAAUUGGUGCCUCACCACAGGAUCCCUUGGAGGCAUACACUCCGCAGUGUAAUGACUUACAACAAGAUUCAGACGAGUACUGGCUUUGCAGACUAAGACAUUACACUUACACGGUCUAUCAUCCGACCUCCACUUGUCGAAUGGGAGCCAAAGAUGAUCCCACAGCAGUGGUUAAUCCUGAACUCAGAGUUAGAGGAAUCCAAAAUCUACGGGUUGUCGAUGCUUCCGUCAUGCGCAAUGUUCCUUCCGGAAAUACGAACGCUCCAACUAUAAUGAUUGCAGAAAAAGCAGCAGAUAUGAUAAGAAAUAUCGACAGUGUGAAAUCUAUUCGAGAGAAAACUGGAGAAUUAUAAUAAAUGAUGAUAAUCAA